Drosophila eugracilis is the source of this 1335-nucleotide messenger RNA. RefSeq names its product protein phosphatase 1B. The record is from RefSeq and is a predicted model, not a curated record. Bases 147 to 1250 code for a protein of 367 amino acids. NCBI's taxonomy places the organism in Eukaryota, Metazoa, Arthropoda, Insecta, Diptera, Drosophilidae. The transcript has a single exon. Gene Ontology annotation, biological process: protein dephosphorylation. Gene Ontology annotation, molecular function: manganese ion binding; protein serine/threonine phosphatase activity; magnesium ion binding.
ACACUGAACAAAUAUUGUACGUUUCUUUUGCUUAAAGGAGCUUCUGUCUAAAACUUCAACUGGUAAACAUAAAUGAUAAAAAUAAAGCUCGGAAAUAUUAAUACAAAUUUAGAGUGCUUUUAAAAGAUCGCCUUUAAGGCAAUAAAAUGGGUGGCUUUUUGGAAAAACCGGAAACUGAAAAGCAUGUUGAAGAGGGUUCCGGAAACGAUCUGCGAUAUUGCAUAUGUUCUAUGCAAGGCUGGCGCCUGGAAAUGGAAGAUGCCCACACAGCUGUUUGCAGUAUAAAAGAACCCUUCAAUCUGUGGUCGUAUUUUGGAGUAUUCGAUGGUCAUGCUGGUAAUCAUAUAUCACAAUAUUGUGCAGGGAACUUGCUUAACACCAUACUAGAAAGCGAAGAUUUUGCAAUGCAAAAAUAUGAAGCUGGGAUACGAGAAGGUUUUUUGCAGUUGGAUGAGGACAUGAGGAAGGACUAUCAGGACCAGCCAGGUGGUUCGACGGCCGUAUGUGCCUUCAUCUCGCCGGAAAAAAUAUUAUUGGUCAAUUGUGGAGACUCGCGUGGUGUUAUAGCGCGAAAUGGAGGAGGUCUUACCAGCACUACGGAUCACAAGCCAUUUUCUCCCAAAGAAAGAGAACGCAUUCAAAAUGCCGGUGGGAGUGUUAUGAUUAAUAGAGUUAAUGGCACUUUAGCAGUUUCCCGGGCAUUAGGAGAUUAUGAGUUCAAAAAUAACAUGACCAGGAUGCCUGCAUCUCAGAUGGUCUCCCCAGAACCAGAUAUUAUAGUUCGCAAACGUACCGAAAAGGACGAAUUCAUAGUACUGGCCUGCGAUGGAGUUUGGGAUGUGAUGAGUACCACAGAUGUCUGUCAAUUUAUUCGUUCGCGUCUCUUGGUAACCAAUGAUCUACCUUUGAUUGUCAACAGUGUUCUAGACAUUUGCCUGCACAAGAGCAGCAAGGAUAAUAUGACCCUGCUCCUCGUACUUUUGCCUAAUGCACCCGCAAUCGAUAUGGAUGCCAUAAAAGCCGAGCGAGUUCUCGAUCAAAAUAUUGCCCAAAUAGCGAAAGAAGUCCUUGAAAAGCAUGAAAUCCAUGAUUUUGAAUCCCUUAUUCGUCUGAUGAACAGAAUGGCCAAUAAUAUUCCAAAUCUUCCACCAGGCGGUGGUAUUUAUGCCAAAUAUUAUAUUAUCGAGAAGGUGUUUCAUGAGAAAUUUCCUGAUGCUCCUAAGGAAAUUUAUGAUUAUUUUACUAUAUAAAGUUUUUGUUGUGAAUUAAGAAAUCAAGAUAGGGAAAUUAAUUACACAUUUGUUCACAGUUAGAAACUGACUGAUUUGCUCCGCA